ACAGUUCAGCAACUGGAAUAAUAAAGAUAUAUAAAUAUAAAGAGUGUGUGCUGGUAGUAAAGAGAAAGUGCACAAAAGAAGAGCACUGCCUAAAGUGCCUAAAUUGUACUGCCUAAAUUGAAUUUAGCUUUAUCUGGCAUUUGUUGAGCUCCUAUAAUAGUACAUAGCCUAGGAAUUAUUGUUUUCGCCGUGCUCUGUAAAUAAAGAACCAGAAACUGAUUUACCAAAAAUCACUCAUUGUUAGGUAACAGACUUGAUGUUUGCUGCAAAUUCUGAAUUAAAGGAAUUAAUGAAGUCUGAGUUAAUGAAAUUUUCUAUUAUAUAUUAUCUGUGAUAAGUGUGCAGAAUUUUGUGCUUAAAACUUAUGUAUAUGUACUAUUUUCCAAUAGUACUGUUGCAACUUUUGAAAUUUUUUUACUGUUGAAGUUUUUUGUUGAUACAUUCUAAUCACAUAAUUUGCAUUUUUAAUAUCUUUAAAGGUUCCAAAUAAGAAAGUAUGACUUUAGAUACUUAGCCCAUAUGAUCAACAAUAUGUUAAGGAUACCUGUAAGAAGGGUCUUAAUAGGCAUUUCUAAUUCUCCUAAAGGAUGUGUUCGAACAGCUGCCACAGCAGCAAGCAACUUGAUUGAAGUAUUUGUUGAUGGUCAAUCUGUAAUGGUGGAACCAGGAACUACUGUUCUCCAGGCUUGUGAGAAGGUUGGCAUGCAGAUCCCUCGAUUCUGUUAUCAUGAAAGGUUGUCUGUUGCUGGAAACUGUAGGAUGUGCCUUGUUGAAAUUGAGAAAGCUCCUAAGGUAUCUAAAAUUCCAUACCUUGCUGUGUUUGCAAGUGAGAUUGCAGGAGUAGAUGAUUUGGGAACAACAGGCAGAGGAAAUGAUAUGCAAGUAGGCACAUACAUUGAGAAGAUGUUCAUGUCUGAACUGUCUGGGAAUAUCAUUGAUAUCUGCCCUGUUGGUGCCCUAACCUCUAAGCCCUAUGCCUUUACUGCCCGGCCUUGGGAAACAAGAAAGACAGAAUCCAUUGAUGUAAUGGAUGCAGUUGGAAGUAAUAUUGUGGUUAGCACGAGAACUGGAGAAGUGAUGAGGAUUUUGCCACGUAUGCAUGAGGAUAUAAAUGAAGAGUGGAUCUCUGAUAAAACCAGAUUUGCCUAUGAUGGGCUAAAACGUCAAAGACUUACUGAGCCAAUGGUCAGAAACGAAAAGGGGCUUUUAACCUAUACCUCCUGGGAGGAUGCACUUUCUCGUGUAGCUGGAAUGUUACAGAGAUUUCAAGGAAAGGAUGUGGCAGCAAUUGCAGGUGGCUUGGUGGAUGCUGAAGCCCUAGUAGCUCUCAAAGAUUUGCUUAAUAGAGUGGACUCUGACACCUUAUGCACUGAAGAGGUCUUCCCCACUGCAGGAGCUGGCACAGAUUUGCGUUCCAAUUAUCUUCUUAAUACUACAAUUGCUGGUGUGGAAGAAGCAGAUGUUGUCCUUCUGGUUGGUACAAAUCCACGUUUUGAGGCACCACUAUUUAAUGCUAGAAUUCGAAAGAGCUGGCUACAUAAUGACUUAAAAGUGGCCCUUAUAGGCAGUCCAGUGGACCUCACUUACAGAUAUGACCACCUGGGAGACUCCCCCACAGUUCUUCAAGACAUUGCUUCGGGUAGCCAUCCAUUCAGCCAGGUUCUACAGGAAGCUAAAAAACCAAUGGUAGUUUUAGGCAGUUCUGCACUUCAAAGAAAUGAUGGAGCAGCAAUUCUUGCAACUGUUUCCAGCAUUGCACAAAAGAUUCGGAUGACUAGUGGUAUUACUGGUGAUUGGAAAGUUAUGAAUAUCCUUCAUAGGAUUGCAAGCCAGGUAGCUGCUUUGGACCUUGGUUAUAAACCUGGGGUGGAAGCUAUUCGGAAGAACCCUCCCAAAGUGCUGUUUCUCCUGGGAGCAGAUGGAGGUUGUAUCACACGACAGGAUUUGCCAAAGGAUUGUUUCAUUAUUUAUCAAGGACAUCAUGGUGAUGUUGGAGCUCCCUUAGCUGAUGUUAUUCUCCCAGGAGCUGCUUACACAGAGAAGUCCGCUACUUAUGUCAAUACUGAGGGCAGAGCUCAGCAGACUAAAGUAGCAGUGACACCUCCUGGCUUGGCAAGAGAAGACUGGAAAAUUAUAAGAGCCCUCUCUGAGAUUGCGGGUAUAACUCUUCCAUAUGAUACUCUGGAUCAAGUGAGAAACAGAUUGGAAGAAGUUUCUCCAAAUCUUGUUCGAUAUGACGAUGUCGAAGGAGCUAAUUACUUCCAGCAAGCAAGUGAGCUCUCCAAGCUAGUGAACCAGCAACUUCUUGCUGACCCACUUGUUCCACCUCAGCUAACUAUAAAAGACUUCUAUAUGACGGAUUCAAUUAGCAGAGCCUCACAGACCAUGGCCAAAUGUGUCAAAGCUGUCACAGAGGGUGCCCAGGCAGUAGAGGAACCGUCCAUAUGCUGAAAUAUCUACUAGGAACUCAGUUUUCCUACAAAUAGUUAAUAGACAGUUAUAUUGGAGUUGAUCCCUUAGAGGUUUGUCUCUUUUAAAAAAAAAUCUGAAUGAUGUAAUAUUUAAGAUUAUACCAUGCUUAUUUGAUAAUGAUAUUGCAGUUAUCAAAGAACUUUGCAGUUUCAAAAACAUUUCUGUAUUGUGUGUAAACAUUGUUAGUUUAAUAAAACUGUAUACAGAUAUUCUUUCAUGUAAAAGCAUUGAUAAUCUUUGUGAUAGAUACAAAGAAAAUCCUUAAAAUAUAAGCUUUUUAUCUAUCUUCAUAGAUCAUUUGUUUGUAAAAUGGAUGAAAUGAAAAGAGCUUCCAUUAAGACCCGCUUUAGUGCUAAGAAAAGAUUUAAACCUUUUUGUGAAGCUGGGUAAAUAGAAAAAGUAUAUAAUGUAAUCAUACAUCAGGUAUGUAUCUUGAACAACUAUAAUUAAUAAUCCUAAUAACCAUAGCUGAUGAUUAUUCAGCUUUUUCUGUGUGGUGAGCAGUCUGGUUUUACAUGCAUUAUCUUUUGUCCUUGCUACAACCCUAUGAGAUAGUAUUAUUACCUCAUUUUACAGAUGAAGAAACUGAAGCCCAGAGAUAUUAAGUAGCUUGCCCAAGGCCACACCACAAGAGUCACAGACUCAAGCUUAGUUCUGUUUUAUUCCAAAGUUCAUUGUUCUUAAUUGCUACACAUACUUCCAUCCCAUUAAUACAGAUUCUAUAGGUUGUUACUAUUAAGAAUUAGUAUUGUGUUGUUUAGUGGAUAAUUGAUUUUUCUGUUUUCUCUUAAAUAUGUUUUUAUAAUGUCAUGGUGAUUUAUGUGACAUUUUUCUUUAUAUAACAGAUUACACACUACACACCCUUGGAAUGAGGGAGGUCUCAGGAGAUGUAAUUUAGAUUCUCAUUGAUGUUCUGUAUUCAUUAUAUUAACACCAUCUGUAGUGUUAAGUCAACUAAAUUAUUCCAGUAACAGAAGACAAAACUAUCACCUUUCAUAAUUUUCAAUUGUCAAAACAAAAAAGGAAGUAAAAAAUUUUCAGGUAACCUAGGAGAUAAUUAAAACUAGAUUAAGUUGUUUUUUUUUUUUUUUUAAACUAUUUAAAAUUCUUUUGUUAUAAUAGGAUGCCAUCUUCCUGAUAUAGCAAAAGAUGAGGUUUUUAGAAUAGUAGUAUGUCUUCAGUACUUUAGCUUUAAAAACUGUACAAAAUCUGUUAUCUGUAACAGCUUUUUCAGAACUUUAUCCUCUUUAGUGCAAUAACACAAAAUUGUAUGCUUUGCUUAAAGUACUUUGCUUAAAAUUCCCAGUUGCCUGAAAUCGUAUAAAUUCUUGCCGAAAAUGAUUGAAUUCAAUGCGUACUUUCUGUCCAUCUCUACAUUCUUCAUCUCUAGUGCUAUGCUGACUUUGAGAGUACAUACUCCCAGUUUUGAAUUUUAUACAGUACUAUUCAGUGAAUGUGUGUAGACUUUAUAGGGUUGUUGGUGACAAUACCGUGUUCAAAUGGAGAAGAGGUGCUAUGUGGCUAAAUUGAUCCUGGAUCCUCUACACAGUAUGUGUUGAACAACUUAUAAUUCUCUAAAGAAACCUUUUCUGGGAUAAGUAGUACUCAAUAAAAUGUGUUGGUUUUUACAUAAA
Molecule: messenger RNA, 4106 nt
Organism: Galeopterus variegatus (Sunda flying lemur)
Lineage: Eukaryota; Metazoa; Chordata; Mammalia; Dermoptera; Cynocephalidae
Gene: NDUFS1
Product: NADH dehydrogenase (ubiquinone) Fe-S protein 1, 75kDa (NADH-coenzyme Q reductase)
Exons: 16
Coding region: 520-2451 (643 amino acids)
Biological process (GO): ATP synthesis coupled electron transport
Cellular component (GO): membrane
Molecular function (GO): NADH dehydrogenase (ubiquinone) activity; iron-sulfur cluster binding
Source: RefSeq, a predicted model, not a curated record